AUGUCUAAAGGUGCCGAGGAAAACUCCCAGAUCGAGUACGACAGCUCCAAAGAAAAGGAAACGCUGUCACCCGAGGACAGUUCCAGUUCGAAAAAAGGUCGAGGUCUGCUCCACGUGCCUUCAAGAUCGUCAUCUCAGAAGAUACAGUCAUCCCCGACAACUACAGGGCUUAGUGGUGCGACUGCAAGUGACCCCAGAGACAGCAUCGGAGGCCAUUCCAAGGAAUCCAAGGGGAGUAUGUUAGGUCGUCGACGAAACGGUAGUGCCUCGAGCAACCACUCUGGCGUUGGUACCGGUCCAUCAAACACACCCAACUCGUCGCACCCAAACUCCCCCGCUGGAGCACCAAAGCCGCGCAAGAAAGGCGGUCUCCUCUCACUUCUGGGAUGCUGCGGCGUACCUGACAAUGCCAACGCGGUUGGGGAAGACCCACUGCCGUCACACAAGCUCGAUAAGAUCCCCCAACGGGCAUUGACAUCCAGUCGGAGGACAAUUACGCCGUCCGGUGAGACCAGCGGAAGCAAAACUCAACUCUACGAGAAGGAGAAGGAGAAGGAGAAGGACAAGGAGUCUCAAACCCAGCCUGCCCCUACUCAGGAUGCCUCCAAGUCGACCAAGCGUGCAUCCGGCUCUACUGCACAGGAUCAAUCAAUCAUCGUGGACCGAGACAGCGAAUCAAAGCAGACCACUUUAGUGGGCGCCCCAGGACCAAGCAUUACAGUGAACGCCCCGGUAACUGAAAACCAUGCGGCCGAGGAGACGAUAGUUGAUGCAACGCCUGCAAAGGACGACGACGGGGAUGUGGAGAUGGCGGAUGCAGAGCCUACGCCGACGCAGCGCGCCAAGCAACCUGUUGCUACUGCGGAGGAGCAAUACCAAAAGCCGGUCCCGCCGCCUCCGCCUCCGCCUGGGCCGAUACCAGCAGCAACUACUGCCUCUGUGACGCCUCCGGAAGACAAGCCGGCAGCGGUGGCUGUGGUUCCGCCUCCCGCCCCCGACCAGAAAUGGCUUCUGCCUCCGAUCGAACCUCACAUGAAAGGGAAGAAAUGCCUGGUGCUAGAUCUGGAUGAGACUUUAGUUCAUUCGUCAUUUAAGAUAUUGCAUCAAGCCGAUUUCACAAUACCGGUAGAGAUAGAAGGCAACUACCACAACGUUUACGUCAUAAAACGACCCGGCGUGGAUCAGUUUAUGAAGCGAGUAGGCGAGCUCUACGAGGUGGUUGUAUUCACUGCCUCGGUUUCUAAGUACGGCGACCCGCUGCUAGACCAGCUCGACAUCCACAAAGUUGUCCACCACCGGCUAUUCCGCGAGAGUUGCUACAAUCACCAAGGCAACUACGUCAAGGACUUGUCCCAAGUUGGACGUGAUCUGAAGGACACAAUCAUCAUCGACAACUCGCCCACGUCAUACAUCUUCCACCCACAACACGCCGUCCCUAUCAGCAGUUGGUUUUCCGAUGCCCACGACAACGAGUUAUUAGACCUUAUUCCCGUUCUCGAGGACCUUGCGGGCUCGAAUGUACAGGACGUCAGUCUCGUGCUCGAUGUCACCCUUUGA
Molecule: messenger RNA, 1557 nt
Organism: Pseudomassariella vexata
Lineage: Eukaryota; Fungi; Ascomycota; Sordariomycetes; Amphisphaeriales; Pseudomassariaceae
Product: serine/threonine-protein phosphatase dullard
Exons: 3
Coding region: 1-1557 (518 amino acids)
Cellular component (GO): plasma membrane
Molecular function (GO): phosphoprotein phosphatase activity
Source: RefSeq, a predicted model, not a curated record